Molecule: messenger RNA, 690 nt
Organism: Hyalella azteca
Lineage: Eukaryota; Metazoa; Arthropoda; Malacostraca; Amphipoda; Hyalellidae
Source: RefSeq, a predicted model, not a curated record
GGUUGAGUGUUCACGCAAUGUUCCCACACCUGAUCUUAAUAACCAAAUGCAUUUAGUAACUUAAUAGACUAUGACGAUUGCAUAAUAUGCAGACUCUUUGGAAUGCAAAACUUUUAACAUAAAUAAAAGUUCUCAUAUUAUAAAUAACCAACGCAUUAUUUCAAUCAAACUUCAAAGGAUACGUAACGUUUUUGUGACGCUAGCGUUUUGGCCAAUAACACCGAGUUAUAGGUCCUGUUUGUCACUUCUCAGCGGCGUCACGGGCGUGAUGGGCACGUGGGUGCUGUGUCUUGCUGUGGUGGUGCUGCAGUUGGCGCAGCUGGGGGAGGUGGAGGGGAUUUUCAGCUCCUUGGGGGGUUUUGCUUCCACCAGCGCCGCCACCAGCGUUGGUCUCAGUGCAGCAAAUGCAGCAGUGGCUGCAGGUGCAGCAGCUGUAGCUGCAGCUGGCAUAGCAGGACUCGGUAUAGCAGCAAUAGCCUUCAAGUCUGUCGGCUCAAAGGGGCGAGGCGGCAACCAGGGCGGAUAUGCCGUGUACCAGUACGGCUACCAUGACGGCUACGGCGGCAACCACUACAACGACCUCCACCAUUACCACCAUGGGGGUGGCUACGGGAGCGGCUACCACAGACGACGGUCCAUUCGGGCGGCCGAGGACCCUCCCCUUGUGAACCCCACCGUCGAGGAUGAGAG